UGCAGACAGCGAAUCACAUGAGCAGAGAUCUGUUUACAAACUGAGCAAGCAAGAAGUGCUCGGCACCAUUAUGAGGACCCAGAGCUGGAGGAGAUCAGGAAAACACUGGACCUGAGCACACACACAAAUAAAGUGUGGCCUCCUUUUUCUCUAAACUGUCAUCUUAGCUGUUACUUUUCUUUUGCAAGCUUGUGAAGGGGAGAGAACGAGACAGAUGGUGAAGAGGGGAGCAAGCCAUCACCAGCACAAACCCACUCUGAGCUUUUGAAGAAGGUAAAUUCAUGCAGGAAAUUGGACUGGCUACGUCUGCUUCUUUUGUGAUCAGGACAGGAAGACUGUCCUUGCAAAAAGGACAAGAAAACUAGGUGGAGAGUAAGAAAGGCAGGAGAAGGCAACACAAAUCUUUUGACAGGUAGACAAAGCUACUGUAAGUAAAGCCAUAAGUUUCUGUCUUGUAUAUGAGCUCACCCAGAAGUAGACAAAGCACUUGGUUUUAUUUCAUGUGUAAUGUAAUGACCUGAAUUAUAAAAUGCCAGUGAUAAACAGCUCACACUACAGUUUAAUCUGCCUUAAACAUCAAGCUACAAAAGGAACGGCUUGAUGUACUCAAACUUGAAGUUGAAACAUGACACUGGAGAAAAAAGGAAGUCAAAACCAUGCCAUGCAUUAAGAACAAUGCUGAAUGUUUUUUUCCUGGAAAAGAAGUGAACAUCUUAAUCUCAGUGCCAAUUUUCGAUUGGAAAAGUUUGUGACUUGACUUUAACCAAGAAAACAUGUUCAUCCUGCCUCCAUGGGCAAGAGAAUGUGGUGGGUGCUCAUAUGUUAACCAGAGACAGUAAGGAUUUCGUGAGCUUUGUUGUGGGAGUUUUGCAAAGCCAGAGUUCAGAUUUAACAGAUCUGUUUUUUUUAAGGGGAUAAAAAACUUGCUGGCAUAUUUCAACACUCUCCUUCUGGAAACCAUUAUUGAUUAGCUGGAUUGACUGGAACAACCUGGCCUUUUGUUUACGAAUCUACUUCAGUGGUAAAACAGAUGCUUGACUGACCAAAGCCUACAUAUUAUAGACUGCAAAAUGUCCACAGAUGUCACGUACCCCCUAACCCUGAAUGUCUAUAUCAUCAUUCUUGGCACUGGCCUCUUCAUCUUUAUGUUGAGCCUCAUCUUUUGUUGUUAUCUGUUCAGCCUGAGACGACAGGUCACACGGGAACAGUUUGGGUACAAUGAGGUGGUUUUAAAGGGAUCAGAGAAGAAGCUAAGCCUUAUUGGUCAGACCUGUGCUGUUUGUCUGGAGGAGUUCAGAAGCAGGGAGGAACUCGGUGUUUGUCCCUGCUCACAUGCUUUCCACAAGAAGUGUUUAGUAAAGUGGCUGGAAAUCCGAAGUGUCUGCCCCAUGUGUAAUAAACCCAUCUGCAGGCUUCAUCCUGACCCUCCGCAGGGGGCUGAGGGCAUACAGAACCCCCUGCAGGUGUGACAGAAGAGGCCUGGUGUCAGUAAUAGAAAGAUAGCUGCGUAUCUCUUCAUGUGGAACUUUAAAGACUUCAACUGAGAAUGAUGGCUUAAAAAAAAGAAGUGUCACAUGAUAUGAUGUAGCUUAGUCAGCUGACUUCCUUUCUACCACGAUGACUUUUCACACAAAGUCUGAAAACAUGUAGCUAGGCGUAAUGGACCUAGGGUCUUAAGAUGAGUGAAGAGAUUUAAGUUAAUGAGUUGAACAGUACAUGGAUGGUUUGAAAAGACAUUGGCACAAUGUACAUAAAUUCAUAGCACUGCCAGGGGCAGAGAACACUAUAUUACCACAGACAAAUCUUUGUAUGAACAAAUUUCUAAUUAGAAGCACCACAAUGCGCCAGAUCCAGAGGGAGAUGGUCUUUAUCAUUGGUCAUGGUCAUUUAAUCCUCCAUUCAUCUUCAAGGUGAUGAUGGAUCCAGAGUCCAUCCUGGGAACACUAGCUGUGAGGUGCUAAUACACCCUGGAUAGGUCGCCACACAUCGAUACAUUAACACGUUCACAUAUAGCAUUUUUAUUUUGCCAAAAUGUGUUUGUGAAAGAGUGGAUCAAAAGAUCUACUAAAUAUGAUUAACCAUAUAAUUUUAUUUUAUUCUAUUUAUUAUUUUUUAAAUCUGUCAGCGUGACAGUCCCAGCACUCCAGAUUCAGGACCAGGUUAGGGUGAACAGGACUUUUGAUUAAGUGUAAAAUUUUAAUGAUGCAUUAGAACCAGUGUUUAUUAAUUGUUUGCUAAAGUGUGGAUUUCUUGAUAAUUGAGUGAAUUUCUUAAUAAAAAUAUAAAUAAGACAUAUUGCAA
This is a messenger RNA of Clarias gariepinus (North African catfish), 2301 nucleotides long. RefSeq names its product RING finger protein 122. Bases 1071 to 1469 code for a protein of 132 amino acids. Gene Ontology annotation, molecular function: zinc ion binding; ubiquitin protein ligase activity. The transcript has 6 exons. Gene Ontology annotation, cellular component: endomembrane system. Lineage: Eukaryota; Metazoa; Chordata; Actinopteri; Siluriformes; Clariidae. The record is from RefSeq and is a predicted model, not a curated record.